UUACUUAUCAAGCAGACAAUUUUUUACAUUAUAACCAAGACAAAGCAAUUAAGUUUGUAUGUAUUCGUAGUGUUGUUGAAAUUAAUAAGAGGCAAUUACUCAGAGCUGAUCUGCUUGUUCUAUAUAUUGGGCUUCCUAGAUACUUGUGUAGUAUGAAUAGAAAAGUAUAUAAAAUGAAUAUGGAAAAACUUUGGCUUGUUGAAGGACAAGAGUAUUUGAUUAUAUCUAAAAAUAUUACUCAAAUUAAUAUUUGGUUAAAAGAUCUUGAUAGGCUAGUAGAAUAUGAAUAUUUU
Messenger RNA from Racocetra persica, 293 nucleotides. The record is from the annotation of a GenBank genome assembly. Lineage: Eukaryota; Fungi; Glomeromycota; Glomeromycetes; Diversisporales; Gigasporaceae.